Amaranthus tricolor (Joseph's coat) is the source of this 948-nucleotide messenger RNA. RefSeq lists its product as uncharacterized. The record is from RefSeq and is a predicted model, not a curated record. The transcript is spliced from 2 exons. NCBI's taxonomy places the organism in Eukaryota, Viridiplantae, Streptophyta, Magnoliopsida, Caryophyllales, Amaranthaceae. The coding region runs from base 40 to 753 and encodes 237 amino acids.
ACAAGUUUUAAGCAAAAUCACAAUCUUCAAUUAAAAAAAAUGGAGGGGAAAAUCACAAACUGGUCAGCUGAGAAUGCAACCAAAGCCUACCUUAAAACCUUAAAAAUGGGAAUUAAGAGACCAACUGAACCAGAUAUAUCAGAAUUCAUCUCAGCAAUAGCUGCAGGAAACAAUGCGCAGCUAAUAGUAGUCACGAGCGGUGAGGAAACAAGCCUCACCACUCUGCUAGCCCUAUUAGCUGCAGCUUAUCAAACUGGAGGUCGAGUAAUUUGCAUAUUUCGUGGCCUCCAAGAGUUACAAUCAACCAAACAAGCCCUAAGUCAUGAAAACUCGACUGAACUUGUCGAGUUUGUGAUAGGAAAUCCUAUAACCCUACUCCUUGAAGACUAUAAAGAAGCCGAUUUUGUGUUAAACGAUUGUAAACUUAUCAACCACGAGUCAAUUCUUCGAGCAAUGCAAAUGAAUUGUAUGAAGAAGUGUAAGGGAAGUAUAAUUUUGGGGUGUAAUGCAUUAUGUUCGAGUUCGAGUUCGAGUUCGAGUUCAUGGCAAUGGACAGGGUUGAAGACUCAAUUGUUACCAAUUGGGGAAGGUUUGUUGGUGACUAAAAUGGAAAAAGGUAAUGAGAAGAAAGAACAAAGGAGGUGUGGUAGUUUUGGGAGGAAGAGUCAUUGGAUUAAGAGAAUAGAUCAGCAUACAGGAGAAGAACAUGUAUUUAGGGUUAGAUGCCCUAAUGGAAAGGAUAUGGAUGAUUAAGUAUGGAUUACUUGAUUAAUUAAUCCUAAUUAGAAGAACCAAAGGUCUUGUUUUUAAUGCAUUGGUUCAUGUCAUGAAGUAUAAUAUAUAUAUAUAUAAUAUAUGGUAGUAAAAUUAUGAGAUUAUUUGAAAGAUUUUGAGUUAAUUUGUAUAUAAUUUUAUGUUAUAAGUAUAUAUAUGAUGCAAGAGUUAGAA